AUGGCCGCUCUCCGCUCUACCUCUGCCCGAAUUCUGGGCUCUGCCAGGCCAGCCUUCAGGCCGGCGACCUUUGUUCGCUCCUUCGCAUCUGUCCAGGAGUCAAAGGUCCAGGAGUCCAAUGCCAGUGCUGCACCCGCUACCGAGGCGGCGCGCCUCAAGUCCUUCCAGAUCUACAGAUGGAAUCCCGACCAGCCUACCGAGAAGCCCCGGAUGCAGACCUACACCCUUGACCUAAACAAGACGGGACCCAUGGUGUUGGACGCGCUGGUCCGGAUCAAGAACGAGCUCGACCCUACUCUUACCUUCCGACGAAGCUGCAGAGAGGGUAUCUGCGGAAGCUGUGCGAUGAACAUCAACGGAAUGAACACACUCGCCUGCCUAUGCCGUAUCCCUACCGAGUCUGCCUCGGAAGUCAAGAUCUACCCUCUACCGCACACUUACGUCGUCAAGGAUCUCGUCCCAGAUCUGACGCACUUCUACAAGCAAUACAAGUCGAUCAAGCCGUAUCUGCAAAGAGAUACUCCUGCUCCCGACGGCAAGGAGUACCGCCAGAGUAAGGCUGACCGAAAGAAGCUGGAUGGUCUUUACGAGUGCAUUCUGUGCGCGUGCUGCUCUACCUCCUGCCCAUCAUAUUGGUGGAACUCCGAGGAGUACCUGGGACCCGCCAUCCUUCUCCAGUCCUACCGCUGGCUGGCCGAUUCCCGAGACGAGCGCAAGGCGGAGCGAAAGGAGGCUCUCGACAACUCCAUGAGCCUGUACCGUUGCCACACCAUUCUGAACUGCACAAGGACCUGCCCGAAGGGUCUCAACCCCGGUCUGGCCAUCGCCGAGAUCAAGAAGGAGAUGUCUUUCUAG
Messenger RNA from Phaeoacremonium minimum UCRPA7, 855 nucleotides. Its product is annotated as putative succinate dehydrogenase iron-sulfur subunit protein. The record is from RefSeq and is a predicted model, not a curated record. Gene Ontology annotation, molecular function: 2 iron, 2 sulfur cluster binding; electron transfer activity. Lineage: Eukaryota; Fungi; Ascomycota; Sordariomycetes; Togniniales; Togniniaceae. The transcript has 3 exons. Gene Ontology annotation, cellular component: mitochondrial membrane. Bases 1 to 855 code for a protein of 284 amino acids. Gene Ontology annotation, biological process: tricarboxylic acid cycle; respiratory electron transport chain; aerobic respiration.